AAACAACAGAGUCACAGCAGUCAACACAAUGCCUUCUCGAGGGAAUCCCAACGUGCCAAAUAAGCAACGCAGGAUCGCAAGUCGAGUCAAGGUCCAGAAGCGAAAUGCUGUCAACAAAGUUUCCAAGAACCCCCGAGGAUCCGCACGAAGCAAUGUUCUCCUCCCAACUAGCGGACCAUUAGCACUGCCAUCUGGCAAGAAGGCACGGAAGUUGGAGAAGGCGAGGAAUCAUGCACGACAAAGGGCUGUCGAUAAAGCUAUGCAGGAAGAGGGAGAGGUCCAGAUGACGGAUGCUCCAAAGACUACUAAAGCAAAGACUACAAAGAAGCAAGACAACAAGAUGGAGGUUGAUGCCAUAUCAUGAUCAAUUAAUGGCGUAGUAGGCGUAUUGAGAAAAGCUGCAUGGCUGGCAUCCUGUUGGGGCAGGCUCGCGGAGGACCUUCUUGUGCUCGAGAACAACCCGACCAAUGCAUACAGUGGACAAAUUACUGAGGGUACAGAAGGUCGGGGUCGAAUUGGAGAGCACGUCAUGAAGCAUAUGUCCAUAUAAACCGCACGACAGGCCGAGAGGAGCGGAGAACAAUUGCUUCAUUGCAUACGUCUACCUCUAGUAUUUGUUGGGCAAACUGUUGCAGCAUUUUUCAACCAACAGUAUGGUUCACGUGGUCCAAACUAUCUCUGUCUGCUUGCUUUUUAAUCAUCUCUUUCCGCCAUUCCAUACCCUGGGUUUCUGCCCCAUGUUCACCAUUCUCCGGCGUGUCAAGCGUGUAACCCCAGACACUUUAGCGAGUGCUGCCUAGUGGGGUUGCUGUAACGGCAAGGGCUGAGGCGCUCAACCCGCUCUCUGGGG
This is a messenger RNA of Hyaloscypha bicolor E, 850 nucleotides long. RefSeq lists its product as uncharacterized. NCBI's taxonomy places the organism in Eukaryota, Fungi, Ascomycota, Leotiomycetes, Helotiales, Hyaloscyphaceae. The coding region runs from base 29 to 364 and encodes 111 amino acids. The transcript has 2 exons. The record is from RefSeq and is a predicted model, not a curated record.